Molecule: messenger RNA, 2067 nt
Organism: Gigantopelta aegis
Lineage: Eukaryota; Metazoa; Mollusca; Gastropoda; Neomphalida; Peltospiridae
Exons: 2
Coding region: 329-1114 (261 amino acids)
Source: RefSeq, a predicted model, not a curated record
UUUCUUUCAUCAUCAUAUUAUUAUUAUUAUGGUUAAGCAUAUCAAUACUUAAGUUUAUCGUGUUGGCGAAUACCAACGUUCGUGGUAUGAUUUGCGGAAUCUGCCGAGUAUUUUCGUUAUUCCUGUUGACGUCACAAUGGUAGUUCCCGGGAUAUCAUUUAUGGACGUCAAACUUAUAAAAUACUGUGUUCAAAAAUGUAGUGAUAACCUUAAUUUAAUAUAGGCGUUUCUGUUGUUUCAAGGAUAUGAAUGGGAUUAGGUAUGCGCAAUCCUUACUUAGUAGGCUGCUGAUCGCGGUGUUGGAUACAGCGGUGAAAAGACUUCCACAAUGUCACGGCAAAUAUAUGGGACUGCAUCUAAACUUGUAAUUUGUCUUUCACAACGACCGAGAUUGACCACAAAGAACGCAUUAUGUCCAGUAGCCAGAUUUAGAAACCACUGUAAUGUAAAUGGAAAGAAGCCAUUUGAAAUUGGCCUUUUUGUCAGUUCUACCAAAAACAGAUCGUGGAGGUUUGUAUGUAACGCCGGACACACACAGUUGACCAGUGCACCCGAUAUAUUUCGUCGGCAGAAUAGCCAAGGCACGGUGAGACCGAAUUUGAUGUUCAACCGAGGCCUUUCGACCAAGCCCCGUUCCGAAAGCGGAUCAGAUGUGUCUGUGCAGGGUGUUCAGGGCGAUGACUGCACAGCAUUCUUGACUUGGAUUGGCAGAUGUCGAAGAUACGGCUUGGAAAACUGCCAGGAGCAGCUCGAAGCUAUUAGAACGGGAAAGAAGACCCUGGGGCAGGUGCUCGCGGAGCAGGAGGAACUGAUCGUCGAGAUAGCGAAGAAGUACAAGGAAGAAAUGGAAGAGCAUCACGUCGACGAAAAUGGGGAUCACAUCAAACAAUUGGAUUAUGAUGACUACGACUUCCAGUCGCCUUGCCCACAAGGAAUCCAAGGAGACGAUUGUACGCAGUUCAAACUCUGGCUAGAGAAGUGUCACCAAUUCGGCUUCAUGACAUGCAUAGAAAGAUUAAAUAGGACCAGGAUAGGAGACAAGUCAUUAGAGGAGAUAUUCGCCGACCAUGAUUUACUUAUUCGGAAACUUGUCAGGCAGCAUCGACAAAAAUAAGAACCCUCCAAAUGGGCAGCAGUGUAUGUAGCUUAUCUGUGUUGGUGGGGAGAGGGCGUUUGCUUUGCCUAAAAAAAAACCCCACAUUAAUAUAUAAAAGCUAUUUUCCAGGGCCCCGUUCCACGAAGCGAUAUUAGCCCUAAGAUCACCCUAAAGGUGAUCUUGGCGCUAAUGUCGCUUCUUGGAACAAGGCCCUAGCUCAUUACCCUCAAAGAAACCCAUGGACAUCUUCUGAAUUUUACGAAAUUGGGGAGGCGAUCACAUCCAAACAUCUUACUAGAUAUGCUCUAUAAUAUGUGCACAUCGAACUUGACAUUUUUGUAUACAGGCCUAAAGUGGGUCAUAAAUUUUACCAAGUUAAUAAAAGGCCAGUAGGAGAUAAUUUUGGUCCCGGGGUUAGAGGCAUAGAUACUAAUAUUGAAUAUAGAAGUCUGAAAUCUAAGCUAUGGAAGGUGCGGUGAGUGAGUGUUGAUCGUAAAUCUGCAAUUAUAACAGAAGUCGGAAGCGGGGUGGGGAAGGAGAACAUUGCAAAGCUUGAGCAGUCAACGAUAUCCACUAACAACGAAGACACAAGUUAAUAAAUGCGUUGAAUUAAUACAGAAUGGAAGAGAAAAGAGAUUGCUGCUUUAAGAGUACCAUAUUAAUUCUAAGAAUUGUAGAGUAGAGGAUCUAUAGUCGUAUCUGCAGCUACACGGUUCCGACGGCGGUGGUUAAAAUGCAUAAUUUAAGACCAAACCGUAAACGCAAUACUUGCUGUGGUUUGUUUAUUAUUAUUAUUAAAUUUUAAUUUGUUUUUGAAAAUACACCCAUACCAAAAACAUUGGCAUAAACAGGUGUUUCUAUCAGUUGCUAUUGUUUCAGUUUUCUUGUUGUUUGUGUGCUUUUACAAUACUUUUGAUAGAAAAUAUAUUUAAAUAAAUUCAUUUGUGUAAAAUAAACUCGAAAAUUGUAAA